AUGAUCCGCGAAACAGAGGCCUCUAAUAUCAAUAACGGAGCUUCUACAGAGCCAGGAAUCGAAAGCCACAGCAUCACUGACGCUGACGUGGUUGAAGCGCUACAGAAGGGUAUUUACGAAGCUGCAAGGGAGGAGCUGAUCAACCAAGGAGAGGCGUCACUAUAUUAUGACUCCUUGACCAUGUCGCCUUUGAAUGCAAUGUCCUCUGCCGCUAUUGCUCGCUUUCGAGCAUACAAGCCCCCUGCAUUCCCGCUAUGGGAUCGUUUACCAGUUCGAAGACGGGCGGCUGUCUUGAUACUGCUGUAUGCUGACCGUCGCGGCGAUUUACGUGUGGUAAUUACCAUGCGCGCCGCAAGUUUGAGGAGCUUUUCUGGACAUGCGGCCUUUCCGGGAGGCAAGGCGGAUGAUGCUGAAGAAACGCCAUUCCAGAUCGCCCGCAGAGAAGCGUGGGAGGAGAUUGGACUUCCAAUGGAUGAUACCAAGCUCCCUAAACCUUUCCGUAUUGAACAUCUCUGUUAUCUGCCUCCUUCUCUAGCCCGGACACAUCUUGUUGUACGACCAUGUGUUGCGUUUCUACAUUCAGACCAACGGACAGCAGGAGAGCCCGCUCCUACUGUAGACGAGACCAUGAUCCCCAGGCUAGACGCACGAGAAGUCGCCGCGGUGUUUAGCGCACCCUUCUACAACUUUCUUAAAGCGAGCGAUCUCCCUCCUGCGCCCGGCGAGACGCUCCCAGAGGGACAAUGGUAUGAUGGGUUUUGGCACUCGUGGAAAGACCACCAGUGGCGGGUGCACAACUUUUACGUUCCUGUCAACAACCAGAGCAUCUCCAAACCGCGACGGGACAGCGAGCAAAGCCGUCUGGUUGACAAGCUAGAAACCGAGGAGGAGCCAGAUGGCCGGUUUAAGGUCUGGGGUAUGACAGCGCGUAUACUGGUGGAUGCAGCAAGGAUCGCAUACGCGCAGGAGCCUGCAUUUGAGCAUAAUGACAGUUUGGGUGAUACGGAGAUCAUUGCGCAUGCAGAUAGUCUGGGAGAUUUGGGGGAUAAGGUUGAGGAAAAGAAGGCGGAACCUGUUGACGCUGCAAAGAUGUAG
Molecule: messenger RNA, 1095 nt
Organism: Fusarium sp. VM40
Lineage: Eukaryota; Fungi; Ascomycota; Sordariomycetes; Hypocreales; Nectriaceae
Source: the annotation of a GenBank genome assembly